AUGAAAAUGAAUCGAUAUAUAACAUUAAAUCAAUUGGGGGACGGAACUUUCGGUUCCGUGGUUCUCGGGGAACGUAUUGAUACUGGAGAGAAGGUUGCUAUAAAAAGAAUGAAGAGGAAAUAUUACUCCUGGGAAGAAGCGAUGAAUCUGCGUGAAGUUAAAUCUUUAAAAAAACUUAGUCAUGCCAAUGUAGUGAAAUUGAAGGAAGUGAUCCGUGAGAACGACGUGUUGUACUUUGUCUUCGAGUAUAUGAAGGAGAAUCUUUAUCAAUUAAUGAAGGAUAGGGACAAACUUUUCCCUGAACCGGUAAUCAGAAAUAUAGUAUAUCAAGUGUUGCAAGGACUGGCGUUCAUGCAUAAACAUGGCUUCUUCCACCGUGACAUGAAACCUGAAAAUUUAUUGUGUAUGGGACCGGAACUGGUGAAGAUCGCUGAUUUCGGUUUGGCCAGGGAAAUACGGUCAAGGCCACCUUAUACAGAUUACGUGUCUACCAGAUGGUACAGAGCACCGGAAGUAUUGCUUCAUUCGACGACUUACAACAGCCCGAUCGACAUUUGGGCAGUGGGUUGUAUUAUGGCUGAAUUGUACACGUUUCGGCCACUUUUUCCCGGGAAAAGUGAGAUCGAUGAGAUCUUUAAAAUAUGUUCGGUGAUCGGUACACCAGAAAAAGACGACUGGCUAGAUGGAUAUCAAUUAGCGGCUGCCAUGAAUUUCAAAUUUCCGAAUUUCUCUCGCACAUCGUUAACCGUUUUGAUACCGAAUGCCAGCCAGGAGGCAGUAAUAAUUAUGGAAGAUAUGUUACAAUGGAAUCCCAUUAAAAGACCAACAGCACAGCAAUCCUUAAGGUAUCCGUAUUUUCAAGUGAACGUUCCACGUGUAAUUAAUAGUACAAAGAUUGGUGUUACGUCUCAACGAGAUCUCCUCCUGAAUAAAGUGAAUCUUUCGAUCCCUGUUUCAAAAUCAUAUAAUUAUCCGCAACACGACGUUAUCGGGACACCGAUGGAAUCUAGCAUUCAUAGAUAGGAAAUGAACUCGGUGUGUCUAUUUACAGAGGGCUUGAACCAUAAUAGUUACAUGCGCGAAAGCAACCCCCAAAAGUUGGACGAGGACGAUUUUGCGGAACUCUUGGGUAGCAAGAUUGUUCCCGAGAACGCGAACUCAAAGCUAGUCCCAGAACGAGUAUACAAAGAGAACCGUGCCAAUUGGAAUGCCAAUUAUUUGCCAGAUAAUCUGAGACAAAGCAAUGGAAAUUGGGUGCUGCCGGCCUGGAAUGAGCCAAACACCAUUAAUUGGAACCAGUUACAGACGAAUAUAAAAAACGGUCGGAAAGCCUCGGGAAAACAACAUUACUUCAGCGUGGCACGAUACAUCACAGGACAAAACGCGAGUUUAUCGUCCAGAAAUGGCGACCCCGACCAGAACAGACCUAGAUUAAUGCGGAAUCUGGUUGGCCAAUCAGUGGAAAAGUACGAGGAAUUUACUGACUCCUUUUGGGUACCUAGAAAUUCCAUUGAGAAUCCGUCAAGACAGUACUACGUUCCACGAAAUCGUUUUAUUACCGAUCAGACUUUAAGGUUGCCUUAUCCUAGCGUCUAUGGUACGCAAAAUAUCAAAAAUACCAACAAAGGUACAAUUCAACCAAAUACGUAUGGAACAGUGCUGAAUACGAAAGGCAGCGGAAGUCUUCACGGCCGAACUGAUUGGGCUGCAAAGUAUCUUAAAUGA
This is a messenger RNA of Eufriesea mexicana, 1725 nucleotides long. RefSeq names its product serine/threonine-protein kinase ICK. Lineage: Eukaryota; Metazoa; Arthropoda; Insecta; Hymenoptera; Apidae. Gene Ontology annotation, biological process: protein phosphorylation. Gene Ontology annotation, molecular function: protein kinase activity; ATP binding. The transcript is spliced from 9 exons. The record is from RefSeq and is a predicted model, not a curated record.